GAGCUUCACUGAGCAGUCGUCGGUCUUUAAAAAUGCAGGAUAACCAUACAGAAAGAUUUGACAUUUUGACCUCCAAGAUUCAGAUGACACAGCCAGCCUUCAACUUCAAUUCCUGUUCCACAAAUGCCACGGUCUGCAACGGUGCCUCCUGUGUGUUGCCCAGUGAUGAUUCUAACAGGAUUUUGAGCGUGGCUUUAAGUACUGUCCUAACAAUCAUGUUGGCACUGGUGAUGUUCUCUAUGGGCUGCAACGUGGAGCUACAUAAAUUUUUAGGGCACAUUAAAAGGCCAUGGGGCAUUAUGGUGGGUUUCCUCUGCCAGUUCGGAAUUAUGCCUCUUACUGGCUUUGUGCUGGCACUUGUUUUUGAAGUGCUUCCUAUACAAGCCGUUGCAGUGAUCAUUAUGGGAUGUUGUCCUGGAGGAACUGCUUCCAACAUCUUAGCCUACUGGGUAGAUGGUGACAUGGACCUCAGCAUUAGUAUGACAACAUGUUCCACCCUGCUGGCCCUAGGGAUGAUGCCACUUUGCCUCUUCAUUUACACCAAAAUAUGGACAGAUUAUGACUCCCUUUUCAUCCCAUAUGACAGUAUUGGCAUUUCAUUGGUAGGUCUUGUAAUUCCCGUCUCCUUGGGAAUAUAUGUUAAGAAUCGAUGGCCUGAAAAAGCUAAAAUCAUACUAAAGCUUGGCUCCAUUAGCGGCGCAGUUCUCAUUGUCAUCAUAGCGGUAGUAGGAGGAAUUUUGUACAAAGGAUCCUGGACCAUCACUCCUCAACUCUGGAUUGUUGGAACCAUCUUUCCGGCCGCUGGCUAUUCAUUAGGCUUUUUCCUAGCUCGCUUAGCCGGCCAGCCUUGGCACAGAUGUCGAACAGUGGGUCUGGAAACAGGGAUGCAGAACACUCAGUUGUGUACAACAAUUGUGCAGAUCUCCUUCAGCCCUGAACAACUGGCAUUAAUGUUUACUUUCCCACUCAUCUACAGUAUUUUCCAGCUAGCUUUCGCAGGAAUAAUCUUGGGAGGCUAUCAGGUACACAAAAAGUAUUUUGCCAAUCGAAAGAAAGACUUGUCUGAUGAAGAAAGUGAACCUGCGGCAUUGCCGGCACCAAUGUACUCAACAACAAACGGAGGAUUUAAGUCAGAGGAGGAAGAUGCAGAAACCCACAUGUCAGGGACGGCUAACGGGAAAAUCUAAAAAAUGGCUUUGCUGGAACUUUUACUGUAAUAUAUAUAUAUAUAUAUAUUGCUUGAAGGGAACUAUUUUGCACAUGGAAAUGUUUUGUACAGAAACUGUGUUUCUUUUAAAUUAUUCAUGUAUAGUUGGAUCCCUUGACAUUUUGUCUUCCUUUUGAAUGAAACUUGGGGAGGGAAAUUGUUUUUGAUCUUGAUUUUUCAAUAGAUAUCAUGUUUUGCCCUGUAGGAUAUGGCAAAGUAGAA
Messenger RNA from Eublepharis macularius, 1429 nucleotides. It is a transcript of the gene SLC10A2, whose product is annotated as solute carrier family 10 member 2. Gene Ontology annotation, biological process: bile acid and bile salt transport. The coding region runs from base 33 to 1187 and encodes 384 amino acids. The record is from RefSeq and is a predicted model, not a curated record. NCBI's taxonomy places the organism in Eukaryota, Metazoa, Chordata, Lepidosauria, Squamata, Eublepharidae. Gene Ontology annotation, molecular function: bile acid:sodium symporter activity. Gene Ontology annotation, cellular component: apical plasma membrane. The transcript is spliced from 6 exons.